Messenger RNA from Xyrichtys novacula (pearly razorfish), 11521 nucleotides. The record is from the annotation of a GenBank genome assembly. Lineage: Eukaryota; Metazoa; Chordata; Actinopteri; Labriformes; Labridae.
GGGAUCAUGCCGUAUCGAAUAGCCCUCAGGGCGGUUUCCACGGUCUUGCUCAUGGGCUGGUUCUGGCUAAUCCAAGCUUCCACGGCCUCGUACAACUCCAGCUCACUCUGCAGAAUGAGGUCAGAGCGCUGGAGCAAAGAGAGGAGCAGGUCUUCACUGAUGGAGCUCCAUUCUCCGCUCUGCAGCACAGAGGACAGGUUCCAGCUCAGGUACUGCAGGCAGCUGUCCCGCAGGGCCACGUCCCCAAUUUGUAGUGCAUAGUUAUACCAGCCUACCACAUGGCCGGAGGGAGACUCACUUGACAGAUGUUGGGUCAUAUACUGGGUCAGACCUUGUUGCAAGCCCCACACAUGAUACUUGCUGGCCAGCUUGUGCAGAGAAAUGGCCUGAUCCAGUCGAACGGAGAUAUCACCGCAGUACAGAUACCUGCAGGAGGAAAAGAGGUUGCCUAAGUAAAGCGUACUAUAUUUGAAACAUGUGUUCUCUCCUCACAUGUGACUCACUCAAUAAACCCACACUGUCCGUUUUUCAGCUGUGAGCCUAAAACAGCAGAUGUAAUUUUAGAAUACUUAACACGUUGGAGCUUCUCAUUUCUGCAAAGGAGGGAGGCAAAUUGGUGAGGAAGAUCGAUAUCUUACACUGUAAAAGUUUCUAAACUUUAAAAAUGUUUGCCAUUUGUUAACCUCACCUGAUAAACUUGUCAAAGACCGCUGCACAGUCCACCGUCUCCCUCAGCACCACAUAGCUGUUAUUGCGGGUCAGCAGCAGUUCCUCGAACACGUCGCUCUGCAGCGUGAGAACCAAGCUGUGGGCCUGGAUCACCUUCACCUCAUCCGUGUUGAUGGUGUGCACCCGGAGAGUGACGUCACUGCCGUUCCCCAUGGCCAGCAGGGUCUCCAUGCGCUGCACCAAACUCAUGGAGUGAUUCAGCACGGUGGCCCCAUUGUCCAACGCUGUCUCCUGCUUCAGGGCAGCUGUGGGGAAAAUGGAGCAAGAUGGCGGACAAGUUGCACUUAAAUGCAACACAAUGAACGCUUUCUGAAUGCAGGAGAAAUCUGCUACCCUUUUUUUUCUUUUACCUUUAACCUGAAUCUAAUUUCUGGCAAAACUUGCAUGCAUUUGCAUCUCAGAUUUGACGCAGCAGUAACUGAAAAGGGCGACUCUUUGACUUAACCACAACUGAUAAAAAGUGCCAGGGGAAAACCAGACUUGCACAACGUCCAAUUUUUCUAGUUUUAAUUGGUAGAGAAAGAGAGCACAAGCCAGGUGGCUGACUCAGAAAACCUUUGCUUACAUGUCCUCAGAAGAGAUUCUGAGUUUGCGGCGCAACUGCAGAUGGCUGCUCCUCUGCGCUCUCAUGUGCACGAGUACAAGUGGCACACACUGGAGGAGCACACAUGAAAGACUCAGCGUGACAAGUUACUGUUUCCACUCUGCCAUCGGCAGCCUUGUUGGUUUGUUACUGGGGGUUUAAUGAGACACUGGGGGAGCACUCCUCUUGGCUCCCUGGAAAGCUUCACAGUCUUCGUUUCUUAACCACAACCAAGCACCCCCUCUUCAAAGUAACCUUUUUCCAAUUAGCGAGCCAGCACCCUGAGCCAGCUGAGCAUGGUGGAGUGUGUGGGGGUGCUUCUUGACGAAUGACUCUGUGUAGCCAAUAAAAUCAUCACCAAAUUCACACAGUAGUAUCUGUUACAUAUUUAUUUAUUUUUUUCCAAUUCUGAAAUGAAAAAAUAAACAUCUGAGAGUGGUAGAUCAAAAACUUAUGAAUAAUGAAUGUCUUAGAGUCUCUUUAAGUCGAGCUGAAAACAUUAAAUAAAACAUUUUACACUGCACACAGUCCCUAAAUAUAGGAUCAAACAAGUCUGUACUCACAUAGAAUACAAAACCUGAUCUGACAGCAGAGAAAAGUGGCCUUUAAUAGCUGUGUUUAAAAAUCAGUUAUAGUCAGAUCUUCUUUCAGGAGUAAGAAAAGCUCUCCCUCAAUGCUUCUACUUCCACUCUACCACUGAGCCGGCACAAAGCCAAGCAGUAAAUGGACCUGCCUGUCUCUCCCUGCACCCAGCAGACAGAUAGAUGAGGACAGGAUGAGUAGAAUAGAUAAAUACCCAUGCUCUGCCCUGAGGCUGAGCACGAGCCACACAUUCAUGCUGUGCCCUACUAUCAUCCAGCUGAAUGGAGGGAAGCUGGAGUGGAACAGAACAACACAGUUUCUUUACAAAGUAGAAUUAAUUAUAGAAAAAGAUUUUUAAAAAGUGAUAUGACUCUUCAAAAUAAAACAAUUUCAACUGCUGAGGACAUUUUAUUUUUUUUAUCUUACCUCCUCUAACUGUGACAGAGUGGAUCAAGAGGAGCAGGGUGCCCACACAGACCCAGGCUGGGAUCCCUUGUUCAAAAGAGCGCACCAUUUCUUCUCUCCUGACUAUCUUCCUGUAUCCCCCUCUCUUCCUCGGACUAUUCCUCUGGCUUCUGUGCGCCUCUGUCUCGUGCGAGCAGAAAGGUGCGUUGGCCCCCGUGUGUGUGUGUGCCGCCCGGCUCCCUGUCCCGCACUCUUUAUGUAGGACGCUGGCCUUUCCCUGGCGCAUCUCGCAACCCCACGGGCUCCAUUGAUUGGUGGAAUCUGGCAGGGGCGUUGCUAUAGCGACAGCUUUGAUUUUGAAUUUCUCCCUUUUGGAUGUUACAUGGUAUUGAUCAGCGGCACCGGGCCAAGUGAGGACUCAGCUUAAUGGUUUUUUUUUUUUUUUUUGAGUGGAAAAGUCAGGAGAGUUAGGCGCUAUUAACAAUCAAUUUUACCACAGCGUGUUUUGAUGGCACUCGGAAAGCAGAAAAUCUCUGCUCUGCUAGAUUUUCUGUAAAUAUAAUUAGUCAAUUAAUUACAGCAGGUUGCCACUCAAACUGAGAGUAAUUGGGGUUCUCAUAUGUGUGACCAAUGGCAGUCAAUCAAAUUUCAUAAUCCAUUUUGUUGGACAGUUUUCCAACUGAGAGCAAUUAUUUUUCUGAUGGCAUGUUAAUCUUACUAAUGGGGGGGAUAAAUUAUUUGGUGCUCUGUCUACUCUUCAAUCUAAAGGAGGCUCAGUCUAUCAAAACCAGCUGCCAAUCAGGACACACUUGUAUUUAAAAAAAAAACUAUUUUACUCUGUUUUUGUUCACAUGGCAAAGAGCAAAUAUUCUCAGGUGCUGAGAUUAGCGUGCCGUGCUUAAUAGUCCUCCAAAAUAAGUUCCAUGCUGGGAAAAUCAAUAGGAAAAGCUGUAAUGGCUCAAAGUGUGCUCAAAAGCCCCAUAGCAUAAUAGAAUCACACAUCCUGCAAAAGCAUACGGUGCUGCAGAGAUGCUGUUUAAUGCGAAACUGCUGCAAUGAGCUGCUCAUACGUGACGCUUUGGGGCAAAAUCAUAUUUUGACAGAGCCAUUUAUUUGAGCCUUUAGCAUUGAUCUGUCAGUCAGAGAUGGGUCAGUCAAUACUGAGAUCCCUGUUAAAUCUGCUAAAAAAGAUAAGCUCAGUAUGGAUCGAAUUUUAAAAAAAGAAAGGAAAAUCAUUGCAUCUGACUGUACCAUUAGUCCUAUCGGGAUGUUUUUUUACUCGCAUGCUGCGAUGAGAUAAAAGUGUUCAAAAUAACUCAGAAUCCGCCACAACAGAGACACAGACAAGGGCGGACAUCAUUUUGGAGGGAUCUGGGUUGUGGAGCCCUGAGGCCUGCCAGGCUGCAGAAAAAACUGCAGGAGAAUAGAUGCCCUGCGAGACCCCGACCUGAGCCACUGCUAUGAAUAACCUGACAGGUUCCCUGAAGGGAGCGGUGCUGCCGAGGAGCCCUAAUGAAGCCGGCUGCAACAAACUGGACCAGACAACAUAGACAGAGGCAUAGACAAGGCAGUGGAUCCUACUGCAUAUGAUUGUACCCUCUGUUCUGAUGCACACAAAUAGGUUUCAUGCCUUGCAGCAAAGAUGCAGGUGCAAAGAAUGAGCACAGCGUGUUAACAGUUCAUCUAUUCAUAUAAAGAUACUCUAUCCAAACAUGCAAAUCAGGUGUUUUUGCAGCCUCUGAAAUUGGUUGUUCAGCUACAUGUUGAACAGAAUGUACCCAAAACAUGCCCUCCAUAAAGGUGACAUUGCUCCUGUUAAGAAUCUGAUAUGCAAAGGGAUAAAAUUGAUGAGCCGCUGGGCUCAUGAGAGCGCCUCCCGGGACGAGAUCCAUUGAGGGAUCGAUGCACCACAGGGGGUCCCAUCACGCAGCGUAAACAGUGCGUUUAGUGCAGGCGUGAUGCCAGAGUUAGCUUCGGCAAGGUUUCCUGGUUGACCUUAUUUAUGCGCUGAACCAAAGAGAGCAGACACUUUUUAACCAGAUCUUUGGUAUAAACACACUUUAACAUGUUACAUGCAUCAAAUAUCUGUUAAAUACAGGGAAAGAAGUAGAAAAUCUAACAAAUGAACUCAUUUAAGAUAUUUUUUCGUAUUAUUCCUGCAUGUUUUUCUAAAUUCAGCCGAGUAAAUUAGAGUUUUAUGUGUGCCACUGUCUUCCCUGACUACAUAUUUCAUAACUACAUGAGGGAGCUAGAUGAAAAGAAAAGUUUGGGGACUUUUCAGUCAGUCUAGACUUACAGGCACAAGGAAACGAAUCAAAGUGGUUCACUCACAUCUUAAAAAUACUCUACCUUUGUUUGCCUCUGGGGAAUAAAUUCUUACUGUCGCACUAUGAUUUCAGUCCUCAAGUGCAAACUGAAGUGCAUCAUGUUUAUGAGCAUCAUAUUCUGCAAAAAGACUAUGCAAAAAUUUGUAACUGGAAAAAAAAACAGACAAAAAACAUAGAGACACUAAAGACUGUUUAAAAGCUUAAAGUCAAUAACUUUAAUCAAUAUUGCUUUUAAUCAAAUGGAUGUUAAAUGGCAUGUUGACAACAGAUCAAUAUCGAGCCUGUUCUGCCGUAUAAUCAGAUUUUAUUAUGCAACACUUGAGUCCAUAGUUUCUGUAACAUCAGUUUCCACCAGGUGGCUCUGCAAACUGAGGGCACAGUUUGUCCUACUGAUGCUGACUGCCCUGUGCACAGAAAGUGGAUUCAAACUCUUCUAUGAGACCUCUCAGGUAACUGUUUUAUGCACAUUACAUUGCAAAAUAAUUAAAAUAAAGGCCUAAAUUAGAGUUUAAUUCCCUUUAAAAUGAAACAGCAAGAAAACUGAGGAUUGAGGCAGUUUAGAUAAAAAUCAUUUAUGAGGACUCACUUAUCAAAAAGUUGAUCCCAUCUUGAAAACGAUCAGUCAUUAGUCGAUUUUGUGUUUAAUAUAAAAUCUCUGCAAACAGGCCAAACCUUGCCCUACAGCAAGUAUAGCCAACAUGUCUCACUUGAGAGGUGAGUGGGUCCUUUGUUUGGGUGUAAGCCGCCUCAAACAAAUAAGCAGACUGGGUGCUAAUCUCACAGAAUAUGCAAAGCUGCAGAAGUUGGAUAAAGACACGGAGCGGUUUGAGCUGGGUCCUUUGACAAAGUUACACACACACGGGAUCAUAACAAGUAUACAUGACAGGAGAGCUAUUAUGAAGCGACUCCCGAGGAGGAGAGCAUUAUAACAUGGUUCAGUAGCAGCAGGAGGAAAGGAGUGGACAGAUGGAGGACUGUCCAUGAAUCCACCCGGAAAAACACGCUGGAUUGAGCUCGUGGCGCGGAUGAAUUCAUCGAGACAUAAGUGAAAAAGUUCGAUAAUACUCAAAGCAGGUUUAACAUCUCGGGAGAGUCGAUUUGUUAUCCUCACCGGGAGUAAAUCUACUCGGGUCACCUGUUGGAGCGGUCACAAGCCCAGGUAAGCAGGUCCUGAUGGAGACAUAUGAAUCUGAUACCUAUUGAAUGCCAUCGUGUUUCCCACUGCUGCACUUCUGUAAAUUAUACGAUGAUUUCAGCCUUACAUCUUUAAUCCAGCCUUUUUUUAUUGCAAUACAGUUAUAGAAAAAGAAACUAGAAUGCUUUUUGAAGCGUUUAACCCUUUAAUGCUUUUUGUAUCAUCUUUGAUACAUACUUUUAUGAUACUUAUAUCUAAUCAAUAUAAUCAACAAAUUACUAAAAAAACACCUGAAUUCAGUCUGAUAAAGGAUAAAAACGUCCUCUUGUCGUUUAUCAGUUUCCAAAAACAUCUAAUGUAUAUAUAUGUGUAUUUAUAUAUAUAAUUUCAGGGUUAAGAUAUAGUCUGAUAGCUUGAAAAUAAUUUGAAACUCGAACUGAAAAUAGUGCAAAGACGAUAUAUCAAACAUCAAAACUUAAAUAAUGUUAAGAAAUAUUUCUAAAAUUUAUGCUGAUUUGAAAUUUGAUGCCUGUAACUUGUUUCAUGGCCUAAGAAGUGCAUAAAAAAUGCUGAGAUGCUCUAAAAGAUCAGGUAGGAAAUAGUUAAGUUAUGUUCUUAAGUGAGAAAGUGCUAAAUUUUACACUGAUUUGUUCAUCAAAAGUGCAUAAUAUUACUAAAAGUUACAGAGAAUUGGCAGAAAUCACAUUGCAAAAGGGACAAGGACUGAAACCAAGACUUAACAUUGUGAUCCUCAGGUCCUUAGAUGGCACUGCGUUCAAAACAGACACGACUCUGCAGUGGAAAUCCCUGCAUUGGCUCAAAAUCUUAUCUCAUCUAAAAAAUAAAAAAAUAAAAAAAAAAACACUGUUUGUGGGCACAGUUUGUCAAAAGUAGGUUAAAGCUGCACCAAGCAGAGAGGAAACCAUCUGUAAAACUAGUCCAGAAACACCGCUGACCUCACAGGGCCUGAGGGGUAGUGGGGCAGUUUCCGUGGAUCUUACGACUCAAAUUUUGACAUUCAUUUUGGAAAUCAUGGAGGCUGCAUGCCAAACUACAUUUUUGCACAUUUAACAUAGCAUGGCCCAGCAGUAGAAGAGUCUGGGUGCUAAACUGGCCUGCAUGCAGUACCAACUUGUCACGCAUUAAAACACGAGUAGCUUGUCUUCUUGGUUUGCAAAAAAACUUAAAAUAAAACUAUAGUUGUAUCAAAUAGUCAACAUUUUCAGUGACAUAGCUCACGAAUUUCAACUUUUUUUUUCUACCUUUACAGAACAAGUGAGCCCAAACUGACAAAUGACUGUAUUUCAAUCAUGCAAACCAACCGUAUCCUCAAAUAACGCUAUAUUUGGAGCAGAAAUGCAGAGUACUGAUAAUAAAGUCUCAUGUUGUAGCGCCGAAUUGAGGCCUCUGCAAAUUACAUACUGUAGCAGGGCCCGGCUGAGCUGUGAUUACAUCACGUCUCGGUGUUGUAAUUAAAGACAGGCGACACAUUUGGUUGGAUCCUUCAGAGACAUGAAUGGAUUGAAUUCAGCCAGCAGCUGUAGUAUGAAACAGUCAGACUUGAUGGGCUGUGAAUAGUAUGUGAAUGAUGUUUUUCACUGAGCUUAAUCUGUUGUUACAUAGUUUGUUUCAAGUGCAUGCAAAGUUGUGAUUCUUGGUGUCGUCUUCUACAAAUCCAAAUGCAAAUACUGCAGCUUUGCGACAGAAUUUGAAUGGAUGUUUUAAAAAAAUCUGUUUCCUUUUUUAAUAGACAGAGAAAGAAGACUUGCGGUGAAGCCAUGGGUUCGACGGGCCCCCCGAAAGGCUGUGGCUCCAACAUCGGCUCUUUAUUUUACAACCUGUGUGACCUGACCACAGUGUGGGGAGUCGUGGUGGAGGCCGUAGCUGCUACUGGAGUCGUGACCUCUUUCGUUCUCUUCAUCAUCCUCAUGGCAUGCUUACCGUUUGUGACCAACAAGAAGAGGAAGGCUAUGGUGGCCCUGCAGGCAGGCAGUCUGGUCUUCACUCUGGGACUCUUUGGACUCACUUUCGCCUUUAUCGUUGGUCGGUACUCCACCGGCUGUGCAGCUCGGAGGUUCCUCUUUGGUGUUUUGUUCGCAGGCUGCCUGUCCUGCCUGAUAAUGCACGGGCUGUGGCUGGCCCUGCUGCAGAGAGGCCGGGGCCCAAAGUGCUGGAUGUUCUGCCUGGGUGCGCUCGGUCUGUGGUUGGUGGAGGUGAUCAUCAACACCGAGUGGUUGAUCACCACGGUGGUCAGGAGCCCACCUGGAGCUGAAGCCAUCCCUGACCUCUCCUGCAGCUUUGACAACAUGGACUUCGUGAUGGCUCUGAUCUACGUCAUGGUCCUCCUGGUCGCUGUGGUAGUGAUACCGGUGUUCACGCUGACACACAAGCAGAGACAGUGGUGCAAGGAUGGAGCUUUCAUCCUGGUCACCGGGAUCCUCACUUUAGCCAUCUGGGUGGCUUGGAUUGUCAUGUACCUCUAUGGGAACCAAGUGGUUGGAAACCCCAGCUGGGAUGACCCAACUCUGGCUGUAGCAUUAGUGUCAAACGCCUGGGUGUUCAUCUUCUUCUACACCAUCCCAGAAAUCAGCUUUUUGGCUACAGAGGACCAAGUUCAGGAGCCUCUGGAUGAUGGAGACCAUGUGUAUCCCGCCAGAAGCCUGGUUUAUGACAACAUCCUGAAGGAGCAGGAGACACGCCCUCAGAACAUGUACAUAGAAAAUAAAGCCUUCUCUAUGGACGAGCCUUCAGGUAACUCUUACAGCUAACUAGUAAAGCAGACUCCCUGACACAACUCCAACUGUAAAAUAGCUAAUGGGAGAUACCAUCAAUCUGCAGGUACCCCAAACACAAGCAAAGACUGGGACAUAUUUGAUGGAUUAUUAUUUUUAUUUUGGACUAACUGGCCAAAAAUCAGCUUGUUUUUUCCAGUGAAUCCGUAAUCUGGCAAUCAUUUGGUCUCCCCGAGCUCAGACAACUUAAAUCUCAUGUGAUAAAUCCAGGUGGCAAAACAACAAAGCAGCAAAGGGGGGGAAUCAGGGGUUGUGUUGGUCUGAAAUCGAACCAAAAAUAUCACAAAACCACCAGAAGACACAAACGAUUAGUCUUUUAGUCGUCCUACUCUUUGCAAAAUCGCUUAAUUUUGGACAUAUUCAGACCUAGCAUCAUCUCUCUCACACAAACCUUCUUCAGGGGACAGUUAAAGGCUUUUUAGUGUUUUGGCAGAACCCGUGGGAAUCUCCUUAGAAAUAAAUGUAUGCUACUCAAAAACCAUUAACCCCAUUUUUAGGAUGAGAGCCUGCUCUACUUAUCGAAGGUUGUGUCCUUGACCAAGAAGCGGUUAAACAGUAACUUGGAAGCAACGAUGGACACAGCACACUUCAUAAUGUCAGACUCCUAUGUAGUUAUCACUAUUCCUGAUAGUUUAAACAGCCCUGAGUACACAGGAAACAAGACAUGUGGCUGUACGAAUAAAUAAACAUCACUACCAUGCUUCAGAAUUACUAGCCAGUGAACCAAAUCACUGAUAUAUUCAUUAUUAUAGGUCUGAAAUGCAGGUUAUCAGCUGUUUCUCAGCUACAGCUACCAUCUAAGGCGUUAGCUUUGGUUAAUAACCACCGCCAUGAUGCUAUAAUGAUGUACUACCUAGAUGUAAAUAAGCCCAGAUGACAUCUUGGGGUGUGGUGUGAUUUGGCAGUGGUUUAUAGGCAGCUGUGGCACGUUAACCUGGAUGUAAGAGUGAAGGCUGGUAUCGCUAGCUCUGCUGAUGGCGGCUACAUUAGGCUCUGGCAUUAUUCAAAACAUGGACAGAACAAUGGUAGCCUGUGUAAAGCCAUUGGGAACGAGCUGCAGUUUGCAUCCGAGAGCCUGCUUCCUCCAUUAUAAAAGAUGGAACACGGGUCCAAUGAAUGUUUGUACAUGAUUAUUACCUUCAUGGUUGGUCUUUAUCAUGCUGCUUAAAUUUAUUAAAGUCUAACAGAAAAUUGAUUGACAGCUCUGUUGACCAAUCAAACACUAGAAUCUGUUCUACUGUGGUUUGUGUCAACCUAUAUUUGGUCAUAUGUGUUUUUGUUUGAGUAAAGGGUGUGAAAACAGUCUAGAUAAAUAUGUAUCUGAUCUAUUCGUCUCUCUUUGCUUUCCUCUCACCAGUCUCCAUAAGACCAGAGUCCCCAUACGGUUCUUACAACGGUCAGCUGCGAAGUUGUGUGUACCAGCCCACUGAAAUAGCACUAAUGGCCAAAGGUCUAACAAGGGUGAGUGCGUAAGCAUACUUUACAUGACAUAAAACACCGCUCCUCUAACACGUCCUGCUUCAAUCGCUUCUUUGUGUGUAUAUUUCCACAGAUGGACCAAGAGGUGAUUAUCCCCCGAGCCAGAACCCCGUCUUUGAAUCCGGGGAGUGUCAGCUCCUUGCCUCGUUCACACGUGUCACUACCUUCUUAAGGACUGUCACAUGCAGGCAGCAUGUUUCAAGAGUUGCUAACACUUAAAGCCAUGAGAUUAAGCUCCAGCAGGGCUCUGUUGUACCCUCAGAGUUCCUACUAUGUUUGUGCUCAUAGCCUUCAUUAUUUUCAGGCGGUGAGAUCGCUCCUCCGUUGCGUUUAUCUUGUCUUGGUGUGCAUUACAGGGGCAGCUCAAAAAGUUCCAUUACGUGUGAAGUCAAACACUUGAAGCUUUUCAUUUUGAUUAAUUCGACGAUUAGUUUGUGAAAAUCAGAAAUCCAGUAUCUAAAGUUAUUAGAUCUUCUUUCCUAAAGCUUGUGAUAGCUAGUUUCUGCAUCGUGGUUUGGUGUUUCCAAUUUCCCUUUUUGGGAAAUACUCCAUAGAUUUUCUUCAGGGUUCCAGUCAGAAGAGUUAGCUGGCCAAUCCAGUCUAGUAAUAUCAGUAAAACCAUUUGGUAGAGGUUUUGGCGAUGUGGGCAGGUGCAUAGUUUGGUCGGAAACUGAAAUCAACAACUCUUGAUCGUUUGUCAGCAGGUGAAAUGCUCUAAAAUCUCCUGGCAGAUGAAAUCUUCUCAGAGUGCAGAAACUUAAAACUGGAUUCUCACACUUUGACUUCUGUGCUUCUUGACGCUGGAGCGACAGAGUCCAGUUUUGAUUCCCCUCAGCUCCGGCGUUGUCUCUGCCUCAGUUGUGGAUGGAUACUAGGAUGAUCUGGUGACACCUGCCUCAGUCUCCUGCGUUCUUAGAUCAACUCUGCUGUCAAUCAUCAUCCCUGUUGCUUGUGUUUUGCCUCAUUCUCCUGGCUUCUGGAUAAAGGUGCAGUCCGUAGAGUUCCCCUGACUGAGAGCUGUACAUGGUAUUCAUACUAUGCAUAGCGAUUUUCUCAAACUCAAACUGAUAUAUUCUAAUAUAUUGAGCUGUAGGCUGUUGUUAUAAAAACUAAAAUAGAAUAAAUUUAUGAAAUAAGUCUAGUUUAUAUCACAUUUAAAAACUGAUGGAGAAUAUUCAGUUAGGUCAUGAUUUUCAUACUUUUUGAGCUGCACCAGUAAACUCACAAAAAUAGCGACAUGUCCCUUUAAAGUAAAAUAAUUUCUCAACUUUCUGGUAAAGUGAAAGACCAAAAACUGGUCUGUUUUUUUUUCCACCAGCACAUCUCAACAAUAUGAUCUCUCAGCUGAUUUUUUGUUUGCUUGAAAAAGCACAUUAUCAAAUCAUGUUGUCAUUUAGACUUCCACUGAAAGCCGUAUGACUCUGUAGUAGGAUUGUAGGAUUGUAGUUUUCUGUUUUCUAAGUUAUUAAACCUGUUAUGGGUCCUGAAA